AUGUCAAAAAUCGAUGCGGAUCCUCAAUGGUUCUUCAAAAUCACUCAAAAUCUCGCAUUUCUUCUAACUCCCUUCAACAUUUUCACACUAUUCCUCAUAAUUUAUUGCAAUUUCGAGCAGACUCGCAAAAUCAAGAAUUAUCUGAUUUGCUUUCAAUUUUUCGCCAUUUUAACCGAUUUGCACAAUGUUUUUGGAUUUUUGCCGGUUUUUUAUUCAUCAGCCGAUAUUUUGAUGUUUUCAUCGAAUGGAUUGUUGACAAAGAUUGUGAAUUAUGAGCCACAUUUUGAUUUUUCGAUUUCGCAGGUUUUUAUGAUUUUGAAAUGCGGGAGUAUUGAGCAACUGUUUUUCAUGAUUUAUCAAGGAAUUUUGCCACCGGUGAGCUUUUUUUGGGUGCAAAAUUUUUGAAAUUCAAAAACAUUCCACGUGGCAAAAACUUUUCAAAUCUACAUAGAAUUGAUUUUUUGAUUUCUAUGUAAAUCCUCAUCCUCUUUUCCCCACUCUCCAAAUGUCAAAUAAAUAUAAUUUAAUAUUUAUUAGAAUGAUAAAAUGAUAGUUGGAGAAUGACUUAUAUACUGGUCAUAACAAAACAAAAUCAUAUUAAAACAAAACAUUAUUGUCAUGAAUAUGUCAUACAUAUCAAAAUAUAAUUAUUAUAAAACAUAUUAUGUUGAUUCAUCGAUAUUAUGACACCAAAAUUACUUUUUUCUUCUGACCAGGAUUAUUUACGUAAAACUACAGUAGUACGUAAAUAAGUGGAAUAAAAGCUUCUUACUUCUGAUUCAGAGACUUUGGGAUUAUUUUUGGCUGGUGAAAAUUGCACGUGGCAACAAAAACAUGUGGAGUUAGAAAAUCCACGUGGCAUUAAUUAAUUUUCUAGUUUUCAAUUGAAACUUAAAAUCCAGUUUCGAUCCCUGAAUACUCUUAUUUUUCCAGAACCACCCGCAGAAACGCAAAAAAUCCACGUGCUUUUUUCGAUUCCUGAUAUCAAAUUCAAUCUGGAUCAUAUUUUCAACAUCCUAUUACUACUCAAUUCUACCAAAUCAAUCAGAAAUCCUUCCCGAAAUUCUCAAAAUUCAUCCGGAAAUAUUCGCAAACUCUUCAAUGCUGCAGCAGCAGCAAAACCUAGCCGCACCAAAAAAACGAAUCACGAUUUUGACCGCGAAAAAUUCGAUUUUCACCCACAUUUUCUAUGCAAUCAUCAUCUCGAGAUCGAUUUUUGGAAUUUGUCAAAGUUUGUAUUUUGUGAUGAAAUGUAAAGAAGUCUUCAUUUAUUAUCCGAUUUUAUCGCAGAGAACAAGGAAGAUCAAAAAAAAGUUUGUGAAAAAUGUGUGUUUGCAAAUUGGUCUGCCGAUUCUGAUUUUCUAUACACCGUUGAUUGUUGCGAUGGUUGCGACACAGUUUGAGAUUUUUGAAGGAGGAUCACAAAGUAAGAAGGGGGAGGAGAAAACUUCCGAAGGUCUGAAUUUUAAAAAAAUUAAUUUUUUUCCAGCCAUCAACUUAAUCUGCCUAAUAAUCAUCUCAACUCACACAUUUUUCGGAAGUCUUGCUCUUUUUUUAUUGCCGGGUUCGUAUCAGAAUUGGAUUCUGAGCCUUUUUGGAAACUCUAAUAAUAAUACGAGUUCUUCUAUUUGAUCAACGACUGUUUUUUGCUCAUCAUUUGAAAUUCUAGAUUUUUUUUUCAUGAAGAAAAAUGCAUUUUUAUCACGGAAUUAUUUUUUUUUGGAGAAGAAAGUGGGAGAGAGAGAUCUUCGUUUUUUUUCAAAUUUGGGAAACUUUCUUUUGGAAAAAUUAAUUACAGGUUAAUUUCAGGAAAAUAAGAUAGAAAUUGAAUUGUCCAGGUUCGUUAAAAAAUUAAUUUCAGGUUGAUUUUAAUGAUUUAUAGACCAGAACAAACUUUUUUGCAGAAAAAAAUGUUUUGCGAAAAUUUGAUUAAUGAAAAAUAAACCAAAGUUUUUGAUUUGGUCUGAAAAAUUUCAGAAUUUUUUUUAGUCAAAAAAUGUUCUUGUGCCACUUGGAGUUUUUAGAAUAAAUAUUUUUUCAGUCUGGAAUUUAAUCUGAAAAAAAUCCUUUGAAAUUCAAUAUUUCAAUUUGCAUUGUCUUGUUUUCGAAUAUCAAAAAAAAAAUUCCCAUUUCCAUUUAAAAUUUUUUGAAGCUACAUUCGAUACAUUAUAUUUUGUAAAUCACAUUUUUCACAUGAAAAACCCAAGAUUUUUUUCUAUAUUUGUUUCUGGGAAAUAUUUGUCACUAAUAUAAUUAAUUAUUCGCUCUAAUUAACACCACAAAAAAAAACAAAGGAGAAAAAAUGUUUUUUUUUGUGAAAAAAAGAAGGAAAGUAUUUUUGUUCAGCUUCAUUGAAUUUUGUCUCAUUUUUUGACAUUUACACACGUUUUUAAUCAACGUUUUCUAGUUUAUUGAACUUUUUCUAGUUGUCAAAACUCUUUUUCAGAAAAAAUGUGAAAUAGGUUUCUCACUUCAAGUUUUUUUCCUCUAGUUUUCAGUUUUGAACACUUUUCUUCUCGAAAUUUGUAGUUUUCUAGUUCAACUAAUAUGUAUUUCCAGCUGAAUUUCUAGCUUUCCAGCCAAAAAUGGUUGAAAAUAUCGACACCGAAGUCGAAUGGUAUUUGAAAAUAAUGCACAUUUCUGCGGCUAUCAGUUUUCCGAUGAAUUUAUUCGGAUUAUUUGUUGUGAUUUUUGCAAAGAAGCGGGAAAUGGGAAGUCAUCGAGUGGAAUUGAUUAUAUUUCAGGUUGGGAUUUUUUUUAAAAACAUUUUCUUAAUCCCCAUUUAUUUUUCCAGCUCUGCUCAAUGCUCACAGAUUUUCUAAUAAACAUCGGAACUCUUCCAAACAUCCUAGCUCCAUAUCCAAUUAUACGAACUCAUGGAAUUUUCACAACGAUUUCCGAAAAAUUGGGAUUCCCAGAAACCGCGAAAAUUCAAAUUCUUUUAAUUCUGAUCUCAAUUUUCUACACAGCAGCCACUUUGGAGCUCAUGUUUUUACUACGGUAUCAAUCAAUUAUCCCGAUGGUGAGUUAAGGUUAAGGUUUUGAUGGUUGAUGGGAAUUUUUUUCAGGGGCAUCCUAGGAAAAUGUCACCGUUUCAAUGUAUUUUGCUGGUUGCGAUUUGCUCGACUCUUUGGUUUUUGACUUGUGUUAUCUCGUUUAUUUAUUCGAUUCCUGAUGUGGAUACUUCGAAGGCGAUUUUUUUGGUGGUGGGUUGGGAUCAGGCUUGGAGUUAGGCUAGGUUCAGACUUGCAGGCAAAGAAAAUUCGAAACUACAAUUAGAACCAUUCUCAUAGAUGUAUCCAAAAGAGUUCGGGGGAGAUUUAUGUAAAAAAAAAAAUUUCCAGGCUCACCCCGAAGCCACCUCGCUCAUCACCCUCUCCUCAAUCCUAAUUCUCUCCUCCGAUCUCAACAUCGCCAACGUCUUCCUCCUCUUCAUCCUAAUAUUCCGUGUAGCCUGUGGUGUUGGUGGAUGUAUUCGUAUGGUCACUCAUAGCUACACGGCACUUCAACAAUUUCCAAUGUCUGAGAGAACUCGAGAAAUGCAUCGAAAACUCAUCAAAAUCAUGUGCUAUCAAACAUCAAUUCCGAUUAUUGCAUUUUAUUUGCCAUUUUUGAUUGUCGUGUUUUGCUUGCUUCUGGAAGUUCAAGAUUCACAAGGUAAUUUACCCUAAGUUUAUUUAGAAUAUAAUGUUCUAAAAUUAAUUACAGUGAUCUGCUUAAUUUGCCUGAUAAUCAUCUCAUUCCACACAUUUUUGGGAACAAUUAGUGUGCUUUAUUUCAACAAACCUUAUCGAUUUUGGAUUGUUCGAAUUCUAACAGGUCGUGGGGAAGUGCAAAGCAACAUGAUUUUCCAGAAGACUGUGACAAUGCAUGUGUCAAGUUAA
This is a messenger RNA of Caenorhabditis angaria, 3884 nucleotides long. Lineage: Eukaryota; Metazoa; Nematoda; Chromadorea; Rhabditida; Rhabditidae. The record is from the annotation of a GenBank genome assembly.